AUGAUUGAUGAAAAUAAGUAUUAAUAAUUAAAUUUUGAAUUAAGAUGGUUAUUUAAUAAGGAUUCUUUUUUAUAUAUUGUAAUGUAUAAAAUUCAUGAAGGUUUAAAUAGAACUUAAAACAUGUACUUUUAUGUGAAAAGGUAUAAUGGGCGAUAUACUUUGUUAAAACAUUGUAUUUGUUAAUUUUGAUAAAUUUAGAAAAUAAAUUAGAGUUAGUUUUUAAGAGAUAUAUAUAAAAUGAUGGUUUUUUGUAUAUUUAUUAUCAUAAUGAUAUGAUCAAUAGAAGUAAAUUAUUAAAUUAUUGUGUUUAUUUUGCUUAGAUUGUAAUUGUAUUUUAUUUAGUCUUAUUUUUAUAUGGAUAUUUAAAGAUGCUUGAAUACAAAUGA
Messenger RNA from Paramecium pentaurelia, 386 nucleotides. The record is from the annotation of a GenBank genome assembly. Lineage: Eukaryota; Ciliophora; Oligohymenophorea; Peniculida; Parameciidae.